AUGUAUGCUCACAACUUUUAUCAAGGUACACCCUUCGUCAAGCAAGCUGGCUCGGCGGAUCAGACCCUGAACCCCACGUCACUACCUUGGCCCGAGAGACAAGGUCGUAGCAAGGAAAUUACCAAGGAUGCCGCCGAGGAAGAAAGCAACCGCUACGGGUCAGUUGUGAUUCGACGCUCGUCCGCGUACACGCUCACGAAACCCCACGAUAUUGACGAAGAGCUUCUCGCGGAUGAGAAAAGUCGUCCAACAAGAGGGUACAAAGCUGUAGCUAGGUCCUGGCGCGAGGAUCAUGAUGGCCCUUCUAGCUCAAAGUCAGUCAACCACGUGUCCGCACGAGGAGGAGAAAGGAUCCUGGUCUGCCGAUGUGCAACAGUGCACAACGACCAUCUUCGAGGAGACACAGGAGGCCGUUGGCAAGCGGAAACAGCGGAGGUGGGCACCUUCGCACACAUUAUUGCCGCUCUAUAUCUGCUGAUACAUGGUAGCACGGAACAAGAGGGAAAGGUUCUGGCUCUGCUGAGCCAGACCUAUCCAUCUUCAAAACCCCACCAGUCUUCAGUCGGAGAUGGGAGGGCGAAGCCGGAGCUCUACACCAUCGGCUCUCGGGUUAUGCAACGAUGUCAUCAACUUCUGGAGCUCUACCGUGAGUUCAACACGCAACUAGCGGAUGACAGUAACAAUGUAGACGACCCCGAAUGGCUGCACGAUGCCGAGCGCAUGUCAGAAAUGCUCGAACGGGGUAAUCAGUUUGGCAAAGAAUUGGUGGACACAAUGGUGCAGCCUGUAAAGCAGCCACGCUUGCCAAUGAUAGACGCCGAAAACGCCAAAGACACAGAUUUGAUGGCAAUCGAGAUGUUCGAUGGCGCGGAGAUGCUGUUGGACGACACUUGGGGACGCACUGUCAGGAUCCAUCUGGAUGCAUUUGAGACUCUUCUUGGUAAAGAGGCCGAUCAUUUAUGA
Verticillium alfalfae VaMs.102 is the source of this 963-nucleotide messenger RNA. RefSeq lists its product with no specific name. NCBI's taxonomy places the organism in Eukaryota, Fungi, Ascomycota, Sordariomycetes, Glomerellales, Plectosphaerellaceae. Bases 1 to 963 code for a protein of 320 amino acids. The record is from RefSeq and is a predicted model, not a curated record. The transcript is spliced from 3 exons.